Molecule: messenger RNA, 3490 nt
Organism: Pygocentrus nattereri (red-bellied piranha)
Lineage: Eukaryota; Metazoa; Chordata; Actinopteri; Characiformes; Serrasalmidae
Gene: gramd1a
Product: GRAM domain containing 1A
Exons: 21
Coding region: 300-2981 (893 amino acids)
Biological process (GO): intracellular sterol transport
Cellular component (GO): endoplasmic reticulum membrane; endoplasmic reticulum-plasma membrane contact site; plasma membrane
Molecular function (GO): sterol binding; sterol transfer activity
Source: RefSeq, a predicted model, not a curated record
CAUUCUCCAACUCAGUAUUGGAUUUUUUUUUUUCUGUUUUCCUCAUUUGUAUCUCUGUGUCUUUGUAUACUGAUGAGUGAAAGGUGUUGCCCAAGCGAGGACAGCUUUUUCUCCUCUUUUUUAAAGUCAGCCGAGGCCCCACCCCUCCGUGUUUCCUGCUGCAGGGCUUCUGACUCGUGCUGACUGUGAGGAAGUUACUGAGCAGUCAGUUCUGUUUUGAAACGUGGGGCUUCCAAACGUGGAUGAGGAGCUGGUUUUGAAGACUGCGCUGGACGCGAACAGGCCGUCUUAAAAGUGCUAUGGCUAAGCCUGUUCCCAUCCCCACACUGACCGUCCUCCCACCGUCAUCCGAUACCGAGUCAUGGUCCCGUUCGCCCAGCCCCCGGCCCCAUCGGACCCACCACUCUCACAGGACCUGCGAAAAAGAGAAACAUCGAGCCCACGCUCAGGAGAACCCAGCAGAACCUGGUGCUCCAGAUCAGAAUCGCCCCGAAUGCAACCGGAUCAGAGCCGAAGAGAAAAGGAGCAGGAGGCGGAGCCUAUCGCCCAGAAUCCUGAAACGUACAGACAGGGUGGAGGAGGUGGGGGUACAUGGGCAGCAGGGCAGAUUCUCCCCCCUCCUGCUGCGCCCGUCCCGCUCACGCUGGUCCCUCCGCAGCUUCCUCAGCAAGGACUCGGACUGGGACAGCAGCUGCAGUACUGCCAGUAACUCUCCUCGCAGCACCCCGGGCAGUUCCCCAUCUCUGCGGCGGCGUGUGCUGGGGGGUCGGGGCAGUGAGGGGGAGGGUCCUGCUGACCGAAGCGCUGGAGGGGGCUCUGAAAGCCCCCAGCCCACUACACCAUCAUCCACCUCCUCUUAUCCCAACGCCGCACGACACUUCACACGCAAUGCCAAGAAAAUGCAGAGCUGGUACAAUGUACUCAGCCCUACAUAUAAGCAGAGGAACGAGGACUUUCGCAAGAUCUUUAAGAAGCUCCCGGAUACUGAGCGUCUGAUAGUGGACUACUCGUGUGCUCUGCAGAAGGACAUCCUGCUCCAGGGCCGGCUCUACCUGUCUGAGAACUGGAUUUGCUUCUACAGCAACAUCUUCCGCUGGGAAACCACUAUUACCAUCCUGCUGAAGGACGUCACCAGUCUGACCAAGGAAAAAACAGCCAAGCUCAUCCCCAACGCCAUCCAGAUCUGCACUGAGCAGGACAAGCACUUCUUCACUUCUUUCGGGGCGAGGGAUCGCAGCUACAUGAUGAUCUUCAGACUGUGGCAGAACGCUCUGAUGGACAAGACUCUGUCUCCUAAGGAGCUGUGGCACAUCGUGCACCAGUGUUACGGCACUGAGCUGGGUCUGACCAGUGAGGACGAUGACUACGUCUCCCCUACAGCGGAGCAUAUGAACGGCCUGCUGCCGGGAGAUGAUGCCGUAUGUGUUAAUGAUCUGCUGGAUCAAGCUGCUGUGGCUCCUCCUGGUUCUUCUCCUCCGUCCUCCUCGUCGUCCUCCUGCCCUCCUAUGGAGGUUCCGGCCGUCAGAGCGAGCACUGAGCCUGAGCCGAGUCCGCCCAGCUCCACGCACACCACCAACAUACAACCCACACACUCCACGCACAGCACUACCGCCACCGCUGCACCCCUGACUUUCACUUCCACCACCACGAGCGUAGAGGAAGGUGGACAAGAGAGCCAGUCAGAACCUGCCAGUCAGGCGGCAGCAAUGUCCAGUGCAUAUGGCCUGGGUAACGUGUCGUCACUGGACAUAACCAACGACGAGGAGCUGCCCACCGAUCCCAGCAACUCCUCCGACACGCAGGAAGAGAGUGAAGUGGAGUCUUUCUGUUCGGAUCUGAAGGGCCGACUGCACAUUAACACGGUUCUGCGGAUUGGAGUGGAUAAAUUGCACGAUUUGCUGUUCUCUGACACGCACUUCCUCCAGCACCUCUUCACCCAGCGCCACUUCACCGAUCUCUCAGUGCAGGAUUGGCAGCAUGACGUUAGCAGUGGGAACAGCACUAGAGUGCUCAGUUACACCAUCGCCAUCAACAACCCCCUGGGCCCUAAAACUGCCCCCGUGGUCGAGACUCAGACUCUGUAUAAGAGCAGUUCUCGAGGGGAGUGUUACGUGGUGGACUCUGAGGUGAUCACCUCAGGCAUCCCAUAUCAGGACUACUUCUACACCACACACAGAUACUGCCUUACAGCCGUCAGCAAAACCAAGAGCAGGCUCAGGGUUUCGUCUGAUAUCUGCUACAGGAAGCAGCCGUGGAGUCUGGUGAAAGCUCUGAUAGAGAAGAACACCUGGAGCGGCAUAGAGGAGCACUACAGACACAUGGAGGUGGAGGUUUGCAAGUUGGAGACUCUCCUGCAGUCUGAAGUGUCUGUGGUGGGUGUCGGUGAAGCCCCCGGCGCAGACGGGGCAAAGGCAGCCGGCGGCCUGCGUAGACGAAAACGUACCUGCUCCAGACGCGCUGCAGAGAGGGAGGGGCCAGGGGGCGCCGGAGAGCGGGCCGAGAGAGGGGUCACGGACGAGAGAGAGCGGAGAGACACAGGUGGCCAGUAUUUGAAGGUUGGAGAGAGGUGGCGUGGAGCAGCCGGCAAUAACAACAUCUCCACCAUCCUGCUCAUCAUCAGCUUCAUGAUCUGUAUCAGUCUGGUGGUGUUGGUAGCGCUGAACAUGUUGCUGUUCUAUAAGCUGUGGGCUUUGGAGCGAGCUGCUCACACACUGGAGACCUGGCACUCGUACUCGCUUUCUGACAGUCCCCUCCCUCAGUCGGCUGCAGAGUGGACGCAGGUUCUUCAGAUGCAGCGUCAGUUCCAUCAGGCUCAGCUGGGCAAAUGGCAGCAAAUCCUCCAGUCAUCGGUCACCCUGCUCGACCAGAUGAAGCAGUCUCUGGAGAAGCUCCACAAAGGCAUCAUCAGUCCGGAGAUGCUGCAGCAGGACGCUGCUGACCCCUCAGCUGCAUCUGCCUCAGACACACUGCCGGAUCAGUGACCGUCUGUCCAUCUGUCUACUGUAGCUCUGCUGAACUUGCUUGCAGACUCCUACAGAGAAGCUCUGGUCCAGACAGCUCCUUCUCUGUGACUGCUAACGCUCUGGCGGCUGCAGACUGAGCGUUUUAAUCCUCCCUGCUGGACCUCCUGAUUGUUCUUUAGCCGUGUGAUCACUUCAUCAUGGUUUCAUUAGUGGGUAAAGUUACCCAGGCUCUUUAGCUGCAACAUGCCUUUCUACUGUGACCGAACCGCGAGGGAAUCCGGGCAGAAGCCCUCGCGUCCAAAAACCACUUCAACACUAAAGCAAUAACUCUGCACUGCGGUGGUUCCUGCGGUACCCCAGUUCUGCACAUGCUGGAGCUCGUCCUGUUUUAUCUUCCUGCUUUUUAAAGGAAUACUCUAAAUUUUUUCAGCCUGAUCUCUGUUUACAUUUACAUUUAUGGCAUUUUGCUGACGCUCUUAUCCAGAGCGACUUACAAUUUUUAAACAUUUUACACAGGUGAGCGAAGG